Equus quagga is the source of this 3620-nucleotide messenger RNA. RefSeq names its product UBX domain protein 10 (gene UBXN10). NCBI's taxonomy places the organism in Eukaryota, Metazoa, Chordata, Mammalia, Perissodactyla, Equidae. Bases 669 to 1505 code for a protein of 278 amino acids. Gene Ontology annotation, molecular function: protein binding. The record is from RefSeq and is a predicted model, not a curated record. The transcript has 2 exons.
CUAAAAUAUGUUUAUAAAAAAAAACACAUUCUUCACAGUUGAUGAGAAAAUAGAUUAAAUUAACAAGGAGCUGGGCAGGCUUUUUGGAUGCCAAGGAGAAGACUCCUGAACUCGCAGCUGCCAGAUUGGGUGUGAAAGACUGGGAGAAGUGGAAAAUGUGGACAGACUCAGUCUGUGAGCAGAAUCGGGAAACAGGCCUUUGAGUUAAGAAAGAGAGGGUAGAUUUUGAACUGAGUAGGACUUCAGGCAUGUGUAGGGCUACUGUGUGUUGUUUAGUUGUGGUUUUAGUGGGAAAUAAGAGGAUGCUUCCUAAAAUUAGGCAGUAAUGAUAAUGUGCACAGAAUGUAAUGUUAGAGUGCAAAGCUAAGAGGCUUGAAUGACAUCCUUCAGGACUGGGUGAUGGAGGUAGCUUGGAGUUAGUGAAUUUGAGGUAAGUAUAGGAUUAAAGUGUGGAAUUAGAAGAAAUUUAUUAGAAAGCGUUUCUUUCGCAUUUUUGAGGCAAUUUCAUAGGCAGGAGCUCGUUGAAACCAACCUUCUGGCAUUUCUGCGCAGUGGGCAGGGUAGGCACCAGUGCCCUGAUUUACCCAUCUGGUUGGAGGUGACUAGGAAUGCAGCCACCAAGGAUGCCCUGGGAAAAAGCUCUGAAGCAACAAGGGUCUUGAGAAGCAAUGGCCACAGAAGCUCCUGUAAACAUAACCCCCCCUGAAUGCGGCACUGUUAUCAGCACAGCGGCUGACAGCUUCGUUUGGCAGCCAGACAUGCACGUCAUAAGGCCCAAGUCCGCCAAGGGACGGACGCGGCCCAGUCUGCACAAAUCCCAGGGCGCAGAGGUGGGCUCUCAGCGCACACCGCCUUCCCUGCCUCCAGCCAUUCCCUAUGAGUUGCCAAGCAGCCAGAAACCAGGAGCCUGCGCACCCAAAUCUCCGAAUCAGGGAGCUCCUGAGGAGGUCCCGGAGCUGCCGCAGCAGGUGUCCUUCGGGGGUUCGUCUUCCCUCAAUAAAUACCCAGUUCUUCCUUCCAUCAACAGGAAGACCCUGGAGGAGAGGGCUGUGGAAACCGUGGCCGAAAAGGCUGGCUCACUGCAGCUGAGCGGCAUCCAGGCUCUGUACCGAGAGGAGUCCUGCACCAGGAAGACGAGCACAGAAGAUUCCAGAGCCCGAGCUCGUUCCCCGGAGAGGAAAUUCAUUGUCCAAACCAAGAGACAGAACCCCUCCGGGCCUGGAGACCUGGAGGAACCAUCAGAUCAGGAGCCAAGGCUGCUGCUUGCUGUCAGAUCACCCUCAGGUCGAAGGUUUGUACGCCAUUUCCGGCCAACCGACAACUUACAGACCGUUGUUGCUGUGGCUGAGCACAAGAACAAGGCCAGCUACCGACACUGCAGCGUUGAAACAAUGGAGGUGCCCAGGAGACGUUUCUCUGACCUCACCAAAUCUCUGCAAGAGUGCAGAAUCCCCCACAAGUCGGUGCUGGGCAUCUCCCAGGAAGAUGGGGAGGGGUGGCCAUGAGUCUGCAGCCACCCAGCUGGGGUCCUGGGUCUCUGAGCAAGGAGCGUGCUCGGGUGCCAUGGCCUCCCAGGCAGCUUGGUUCGAAGUGCCAUGUGAACCUGGUGUGGCUGUGAUGCUUGGGACUCUUGUCUUCACAGCAUCUCCUUUGAAGCAGUGAAAUUUGCACAGGCACUGGGUGCCUUAAGAAGAUUCUCUUCCAGUUGUUAAAUUCUCUCCACCACUGGGAUGAACUGGCAAGUUCCCGCGGCGGUUCCUGAAACAGCUGCGACCAGGCCUUCUCCUUUCCAGAGUUUUGGGUCCCUCUGGAGCACCUGUUUGCCUUUACAAUGAACUCUCACUCUCUUGAAGCCAAUGGUUUGCCUUUCUGUAUUUGAUGCGGGAUUAAACACUUCCCAGAGAGGAUUCUAGUCUGGUAAAUAACCAGGGUUCAGGAAAUGUCGACGUGGCAUUUGUAUUUCUUGCAAGCAUCUUUGAGAAACAGGCGGUUGACCCUCUCGUGGAAGGAGCCCCUUUGCUGGGCUCGACGUGUCGAGGUUUUUGGGGAUUACUGUUUGUGUGAGGUGGCUUCAGAGGAAAGAGCAGCUCUUUUGCUAAUACAAACACGCCAGCACAUCAACAUUGCUAAGUAGUCUGAGAGCUGGAAAGUCACUUGCUACCACAACUGUGGAUUAGACAGUAGCUACUUUUUAAGAGAGACUGACGAGAUUUUACAACUUUUGGUAGGUACUCACUGUGUGCAAAAUUUUUCCAAAGCUGAGAAAAGCCGGUGUAAUCUGAUUCCCUUUGCUUUUGUCAGUAAUGGAAUCUUUUGUUUUUAAAAUGCACAAGGCUCUAAGUCUGUGCAAGUUUAUACUCAAGGCCUCCUUGGCUUAUCUGGUUGUGGGUACAUCGUGUUAUCUCCCAGUUUCAGUGUCUCGCCUACUUCAAACACAGAGGCGCCCCUGAAGCGACAACAGUGCCCCUGUUCUCUGAUUUAGAAUCCUCCGGAGGAGGACGGCGCCUCAGUUUGGUGUCACUUUGCUGUCCCUGUGCUGGGAGACCAUGUGCCCGAGUCUGGUUGAUGGGCGUGAAGUGCCUCUGACUGCCUUAGCCUGGAGCUGUGUUGAAGACCACAGAGUCUUGUUUUUCCAACUCUGCGGUGGUGACGUGGACAGUUUGCCAAAGUUCUCUUGUACUGUAAGUUCAGCAAGAGUGCCACCUCUCCUCUGGAUCCCCUUUAUGGCCAAAUCACCGUUCAGAGUAGGGAACACUUGUCCCCCCAAGCUUAACCAUCACAAAGCCCCAAGUACUGCUAUGGACCCCACUUCCUGUGUACACAGAGAAGGCAGGAGUCCUUUCUGGGUUGCUUUCAGUGUUGCUGCCUCAGCAACAAGUGUAUCUUGUGCAUAGAUAAGGGAUGUGGUUGGAAAUGUGACUCCCAGCAGAUCGAUACUUAGCCAUGGAGAUUAGUACCACCAUCAUUUCCUCUGAAGAAGGCUCUCCUUGUCCUGGCUGCAUCCCACACCAGCCAGAUCACUCUAGAAGAGAUUAUUCCUAAAUGUUUCAUGAAAUUUCUUAAUACCAUCCUUCAUACCACUUCUUAAGACCAUUUGUUCAGCUGCUCCUUUGCCUGCCAAGGUCGGCUGGGGCUCGCAGUGCCUUGAGCAGGCCCACGCAACUGGCCACCUCUCCCAAUCAGUGACCCUGGCAGAAGGGCCUGGUGGCUCGAGUCUGGUCCUCCCGGUACAGGAGUUCCACCUCCCAGCCAGGACUCAAGCUCCUAACUCUGCCUCUGAUGCAGGAGCAGGGGGAAGAGCCUCCCACAGACCCACACCUCCUGUGUGGUAAGAAUAAACUCCCACCCACCUGGGACUCGGUAAUUGCUCGAGGCAGGAAAUCUUUAGAAAACUUCAGUGCAAUGGAGCAUGUUUGAAGGGGUUGGAAUCUUCCACACUUCGGGGUUUGCUGCUGCUGUUUACCUUAGAAUUUGGGGGUGGCGAAAACAACGGAAGGCAUAAAGCAUAGAAACAUAUUAGGAUAUGUGAAUAAAGCUAGAUUUGAACCACCUUAAUAAACGCUUUUGGGGGGACAAAAGAUGAUGAUACUAACAAUAAAAACCGGUUUGUGUGAAACUGA